Halteromyces radiatus is the source of this 2310-nucleotide messenger RNA. Its product is annotated as terpenoid cyclases/protein prenyltransferase alpha-alpha toroid. NCBI's taxonomy places the organism in Eukaryota, Fungi, Mucoromycota, Mucoromycetes, Mucorales, Cunninghamellaceae. The record is from RefSeq and is a predicted model, not a curated record. The coding region runs from base 28 to 2220 and encodes 730 amino acids. The transcript is spliced from 7 exons. Gene Ontology annotation, molecular function: lanosterol synthase activity. Gene Ontology annotation, cellular component: lipid droplet. Gene Ontology annotation, biological process: ergosterol biosynthetic process; triterpenoid biosynthetic process.
CUUUCCUUUUAAUAUUCUAUAUUAUAAAUGGCUCCUUUGGAAACCUACCAUUCUGCUACUCUCAACUUGAAUCAGACACCUUCCUUCACUGAUCUUUCUCGUUGGCGGUUACAAGUAGAAGAAGGCGCACAAAUAUGGCGUUAUCUAGAAACUGAAGAAGAAAGUCAAGCUUGGCCUCAAGAGAUUUGGGAUAAGUAUCAUCUAGGUCUUCCUACGGGUUUACCUGAACUUCCUCGUGCUAAAACACCUCUUGAAAGUGCUCGAAAUGGUUUUGAAUUCUACCGACAUAUACAAACACAAGAUGGUCACUGGGGUGGUGAAUAUGGUGGUCCAAUGUUUUUGAUACCUGGUUUAGUUAUUGUAUAUUAUAUCACUGGCACUCCGGUUCCAGAACCUAUGCGACUUGAAUUAAUACGAUACCUACUUAACCGUGCUCAUAGUGAAGAUGGUGGAUGGGGGAUUCAUAUUGAAGGAGUGUCUACAGUAUUUGGAACAGCAUUGAACUAUGUUACUCUACGUAUUCUUGGUCUUGGUCCAGAUCAUCCAGUUAUGGUGAAAGCUCGUAAUACUCUACAUAAAUUAGGAGGUGCUACUGGAAUUCCUGCUUGGGGCAAAUUUUGGCUUUCUGCACUUGGUGUUUAUGAAUGGGAAGGUAUGAAUCCUGUUCCUCCUGAAUUAUGGGCGUUACCUAAAUGGGUACCUCUCAAUCCUGGUAAUUGGUGGGUUCAUACGCGUCUUGUCUAUCUACCCAUGGGUUAUAUCUACGCUCUUCGUCUCAACGCACCAUUAACCGAAUUCACUCAAUCGCUUCGUGAGGAAAUUUAUGUUCAGCCUUAUGAUACUAUUAAUUGGGAUCAACAACGCAACAAUGUCGACAAAGUAGAUCUUUAUAUUCCUCAUACCAAAAUCAUGGAUGUAUUGAACAAGGUGGUGACUUACUAUGAAAUGUUCCCUUAUAAAUGGAAUUGGCUUAGACAAUAUGCUAUCAAGGAAACCAUUGAACAAAUCAAAAUGGAAGAUGAAAACUCAUUCUUCUUGGAUAUUGGACCUGUCAACAAAGUGAUGAAUUGGUUGGUUGUUUAUUAUCAUUAUGGCAAAGAUUCUCGUGAAUUCAAACUUCAUGUUGAACGUAACCUGGACUUUAUGUGGAUGGGUCCUGAAGGAAUGAUGAUGAAUGGUACUAAUGGUAGUCAACUGUGGGAUGCUGCUUUUAUUGCUCAAGCUUGUGUUGAAGCUCAAUUGGCUGACAAUGAACAAUAUCGUCAAAAUAUGAUCAAAGUUUUGGAAUUCAUCGAUCUUACUCAAAUUAAACGUGAUCCUCCUCGUAUGGAAAGAUGUUAUCGACAAAAAUCCAAAGGUGCUUGGCCAUUCAGUACAAGAGAUCAAGGUUUUACUGUAUCAGAUUGCACGGCAGAAGGAUUGAAAACAGCUAUUGCUUUGCAGAAAACUCAAGGAUUACCUCAACUUAUUAGUGUGGAACGUAUGCGGGAUGCUGUGGAUGUGUUAUUAACUAUGCAAAAUUCUGAUCUUGGAUUUGCCUCUUAUGAACCUAUUCGUGGUCCUUCCUGGUUGGAAAAAUUGAAUCCAGCUGAAGUAUUUAGUAAUAUCAUGACUGAAUAUAGUUAUCCUGAAUGUUCUACUGCUGUUUUGAUGGGUCUGGCUGCCUUCCGAAAAGUAGAUCCUGAUUAUAGAAGAAAGGAAAUUGAUCGUACUGCUGAAACUGUUUUACAAUAUAUUAAGAAUGUCCAACGUCCUGAUGGUUCUUGGUAUGGCUCAUGGGCUGUCUGUUUUACUUACGCUGCACUUUUUGCCUUACAAAGUUUGGCAAGUAUUGGUGAAUAUUAUGAAAAUAGUGAACAUGCUCGAAAAGGAUGUGACUUUUUAAUAUCAAAGCAAGAAGUGGAUGGUGGAUGGGGUGAAACUUACAAAUCAUGCGAAGAUCGAGUCUAUUCUCACAACAGUCAAUCACAAGUGGUGAAUACAGCAUGGGCUGUGAUGUCUUUGAUGGAAGCCAAAUAUCCUAUAGAAGAACCUAUUCGACGUGGUAUACAAUUUAUUAUGCAAAGACAACAAUCUAAUGGUGAAUGGUUACAAGAAAGUAUUGAAGGUGUCUUUAACAAGAAUUGUAUGAUUUCUUAUCCCAAUUACAAAUUCUCCUUUACCAUCUGGGCAUUGGGCAAAUAUGCUCGUACGUAUGGUGACAAGGCUUUACUAGUUUAGUUUAUCAUUAUUACCAUUUUUACUACAGUUAUUCUUUAUUUAUUAUAUACUAAUCAUUCCUUAAUAAACAAAAAUCAUUUUCACUCAUUA